AUGCUGUUUUCCAAGAGCAUAAUUGUCGUUGCGUCGAUCGCAACAGCAGUUGUCGCUGCUCCAUACCAGAAGCGGUGCAAGCGGGACCCAGCAGUUGCCAUCACACUACCAAGCACAGGGUCAACUGACCUCCCUGUUCCUGACGCAAAUCUCACGCUGAGAUAUCUUGCUGUUGGCCAUGGCAUUCAGAACUACACCUGUGCAACUGCGAACGCAACACCAGUGGCCACUGGCGCCCUGGCCGUCCUCUACGACGUAACGCCGCUCUACCCUGGCACGCCCAACACCGGUUUGACCGCCGAUGUCUUCAACAAGCUCUCCUCUACCGUGCUCUGGGAGCAAGCCAUCCCCCUCAACCUGAUCAACCCAGCCGCCGGCAUUCCCACAAACAGCGCCAGCACCACAAACCCCUUGGCCGAGACAGCGUACCAAGCUGACGCGAGCAACCCGUUCCCUAAUCCCAUCCCUGACCUUGCCCUAGAUGGCCAGGGGAUCAAUGCCAAAUACCUGGGCGUUCACUACUUCGAUGCCAAGUCCAGCCCCACCUUUGACCUCGCCGGUGGUGCGGAACCGGCCGGUCUGUUCUUCAGCGGCGCGAAGACCGGAGUUGUCAAGGCUCCCACGGACGCGGACAAGGGUGUUCUGAACACCGGUGCCGUGGACUGGCUUCAACUAGGAGACAACGGGCGCGGCCUGAGCAAGAACGUGGCCGGUGUGUACCGUGUGGUCACGGCGGGUGGCGUGGCCGAGGCAUGCUCGGUGAGCGGUGCGAGCAACGCAGGCGAGGCCUUCAGCGUACCAUACACCGCUCAGUACUGGUUCUAUGGCGCCUGA
This is a messenger RNA of Diaporthe citri, 834 nucleotides long. RefSeq lists its product as uncharacterized. NCBI's taxonomy places the organism in Eukaryota, Fungi, Ascomycota, Sordariomycetes, Diaporthales, Diaporthaceae. The record is from RefSeq and is a predicted model, not a curated record. Bases 1 to 834 code for a protein of 277 amino acids. The transcript has 2 exons.